AUGGCUCCCACCAACAGUUUCUUGGUCCACAUAGAGGAAAAACUCCUGCCGAAAGAGAAGAAUAAACUCAGGAAGCCGGUGGUGGAGAAAAUGCGCCGGGAUCGCAUUAACAGCAGCAUCGAGCAGCUGAAAGUCCUGCUGGAGAAGGAGUUCCAGAGACUUCAGCCCAACUCCAAGCUGGAGAAAGCCGACAUCCUGGAAGUAGCGGUCAGCUACCUGAAGCAGCAGAGCCAGCUGCAGGCACGAGCUUUCAGUCAGAAAAGCCCAGAGCAAGAUUUUAACACCGGAUACCUGCGCUGCCUCAAAGAAGCACUGCAUUUCCUGUCCUACUAUGAGCCUAGGAAGGAAGCUCAAGCCCAGCUGAUCAAGCAUUUCUGCAAAGCUCAAAUGAUCCCAGACAAUCCCUGCUCCCCCCCUGUGCAGAGCCCACCCCCGUCGCCCUGCCCGAUCCCCAGGAAGCACCCUACCCAGAAGACUGCUGUUGCUCCUUCCAUCUGGAGGCCCUGGUAG
This is a messenger RNA of Alligator sinensis (Chinese alligator), 510 nucleotides long. Its product is annotated as transcription factor HES-5-like. The coding region runs from base 1 to 510 and encodes 169 amino acids. The transcript has 3 exons. Lineage: Eukaryota; Metazoa; Chordata; Crocodylia; Alligatoridae. The record is from RefSeq and is a predicted model, not a curated record. Gene Ontology annotation, molecular function: DNA-binding transcription factor activity, RNA polymerase II-specific; protein dimerization activity; RNA polymerase II cis-regulatory region sequence-specific DNA binding. Gene Ontology annotation, biological process: regulation of neurogenesis; anterior/posterior pattern specification; regulation of transcription by RNA polymerase II. Gene Ontology annotation, cellular component: nucleus.